GGAGCAGACCAAACCCCGGCCCGGUAGUUCUGGCCGCCGUCCCGGUGCGCACGGACGUGGCUCGAGUUUCCUCCGCUCUCGCUCGCUCGCCCCCCUCCCGCUCUUCCUUCUCUCCGGGUCUCCGGCUCCGGCUCCAGCUCCACUCGGCCGGCCCCGCACGGCUCCGGGUAGCCAUGGAGGACGUCACGCUCCACAUCGUCGAGCGGCCGCUUCCCGGGUACCCCGACGCCGAGGGCCCGGAGCCCUCCCCCGUGGGGGCGCCGGCCACGGAGGAGCCGUCUGGGGCCGGCUCUGAGGAGCUGAUCAAGUCGGACCAGGUGAAUGGCGUGCUGGUGCUGAGCCUGCUGGACAAAAUCAUCGGCGCCGUCGACCAGAUCCAGCUGACCCAAGCCCAGCUGGAGGAGCGGCAGGCGGAGAUGGAGGGCGCCGUGCAGAGCAUCCAGGGCGAGCUGAGCAAGCUGAGCAAGGCACACGCCACCACCAGUAACACGGUGAGCAAGUUGCUGGAGAAGGUGCGCAAGGUCAGCGUCAACGUGAAGACCGUGCGCGGCAGCCUGGAGCGCCAGGCCGGCCAGAUCAAGAAGCUGGAGGUCAACGAGGCCGAGCUGCUGCGGCGCCGCAACUUUAAAGUCAUGAUCUACCAGGAUGAAGUGAAGCUGCCGGCCAAACUGAGCAUCGGCAAGUCGCUGAAAGAGUCGGAGACGCUGCCCGAGAAGGAGGGCGACGAGCUGGGCGAGGCCGAGCGGCCCGAGGAGGACGCGGCGCUGGAGCUGUCGUCGGACGAGGCGGUGGAGGUGGAGGAGGUCGUCGAGGAGUCGCGCGCCGAGCGCAUCGAGCGCAUCAAGCGCAGCGGCCUGCGGCGCGUGGACGACCUCAAGAAGGCCUUCUCCAAGGAGAAGAUGGAGAAGACCAAGGUGCGCACGCGCGAGAACCUGGAGAAGACCCGCCUCAAGACCAAGGAGAACCUGGAGAAGACGCGCCACACGCUGGAGAAGCGCAUGAACAAGCUGGGCACGCGCCUGGUGCCCGCCGAGCGGCGCGAGAAGCUCAAGACGUCGCGCGACAAGCUGCGCAAGUCCUUCACGCCCGACCACGUGGUGUACGCGCGCUCCCAGACGGCGGUGUACAAGGUGCCGCCCUUCACCUUCCACGUCAAGAAGAUCCGCGAGGGCGAGGUGGAGGUGCUCAAGGCCACCGAGAUGGUGGAGGUGGGCGCCGACGACGAGGGCGGCGCGGGGCAGGGCGAGGCCGCCGACCUGCUGCGCGGGAGCAGCCCCGACGUGCACACGCUGCUGGAGAUCACCGAGGAGUCGGACGCCGUGCUGGUGGACAAGAGCGACAGCGACUGAGCAGGACGCGGGGCUCGGCCUCUCCCCGCCCCGCCCCCCCCCCCCCCCCCCCCCCCGCUCCUUUCCCUCGCCCAACUUUCUCUUCCGCAUUCUCGCUCAGCCCCGAACUGGCUGAGAUUUUUCUAAAUCAAAAACACCUCCCCUCGAGCAGCACCCCUCCAAGUCUUACAGCUGUUACGACGGGAGGGGGAGGCAGCCGCCGCCACCGACAGCCCCAAUUUGGACAGAGUCUGGGUGGAAAUGGGAAGGGGAGUGACCCAUGUCCUGGUUGUCCAAGUCAGGGGUCCUAGAGGAAAUUGCUGUGAUCCCAAGGUUGGGCCCCCCUUAGGAGGCUGCUUUCCCCUCAACGUCCCCCCUGCCACACACUCACACCUGGCUGUCAUUCCUGCUCACUGAGCUCCUCUCAUCCUGACCCCUGUAGGUUUCAAAGCCAAAAUUACCCAAAGAGGAAAGAGUGAAUCCUGGAGGGGACCCUUGCCCACGUGGGAGGCUCCUCUCCUAGAAGGACAUGAAAGCAGCUUUGGGGGGAACCUGAGGCAGUGGGGGAGAAAGGGCAGAGUGAGCUCUGACCCUGGAUGAGGGUCCAGUACAGGCUAUGUCUGCAAAGGGUCCCAACAAGGAAGGCUGGAGCCAAGUGGACGCCUGGGGAAGGAGGGGGUGUGGAACGACGGAGGUGUGGGGGGAAGGGCACACUUACAUGUUUAUACACCUGCACACAGGAGCACAUGGCUAUGGCUUUAGGAAGGAAAAUAGGAAAUAAAGGAAAGUGCAAAUGAGUGAAGAGAGGGGUGAAGUCCCCUUGUUAGCAGCAUGAGAAACACGGGACAAGAAUCUCACCAUACUUGGGUUCUCAGAGGACUGAAGGACCAUUUUCAGGGUCAGGAAGUACAGGUUGAGAAAGCGUCUGGGUGGUGCCCCCAGUGCUCCUCAGCCCAUUUCUCAAAGCCCAGAAUAUUAGGGUCCCAGAAGGGUGCAAGAGCAGGCUGUGGAGAGCUGGGAGUUAGGCAGGAGGCAGACUGGAGAGCACGAUGCUAAUGGCCAGGCCACCAAGCUGAGAGCUGGAGAGGAGGUAAGGAGAGCACAGGAUAGAGCACCCAGCCCUGGCUCACUCCCGGCAGCUUCUACCCGGGGUCCUUCCCUAGAGCUAGUAUCACAAAGCUGCAGAACUUGACAAUACCUCGCUGGUUUCCUUGCCCUUGGGGGUGCCUUUCCUGAAUUUGGGGGGGGUGAGGGGAGCGCUGCUUCCAUUCCGGAGGCCUUAUGUCUGUAGUCCACUGACCAAGUUGUCCUCAGGACACUUCAGUCCCCCAUUCCUAACCAUUGAAAGUGGCUUGUCAAGUAAGGUCACCCCCUCCCCCCAAGUCACAGCCUGAAGGGAGAGCUGGAGGGCUUCCUCCUUUUCCUUUCUCCCCCCUCCCCCACCUCCUCCUUACCUUCCCUGCUCUGCUUUUUAGAAUUGCAGCUAAUUGUUUUAAGGGGGGUGGGGGGAUCCUGGGGACACAAACCUUUUAUACAAUACAAAGCCUUGCUUUUUUUUUUUUUUUUUUCUUCCUUUUCCUUUUCUCCUUUCUCUUUCCUGAGUGGUUGGAGACAUGUCAGCUGAAGGAGGAUGGGGCUUGUGGGACAAGGUCCCUUGGUGCUUUUGGGCGGAAGGGGCCUGAGUUGUUUUCUGAAAAAGACGCAGUUUUCUGCUGGCUCGCGGGAGCCUCUCACGUUGCUGUGUCCUGGUGACCAAUAAACCUGCUUUUCUAAAAGGA
Cynocephalus volans (Philippine flying lemur) is the source of this 3106-nucleotide messenger RNA. RefSeq names its product caveolae associated protein 1 (gene CAVIN1). The record is from RefSeq and is a predicted model, not a curated record. Bases 174 to 1349 code for a protein of 391 amino acids. Gene Ontology annotation, molecular function: rRNA primary transcript binding. NCBI's taxonomy places the organism in Eukaryota, Metazoa, Chordata, Mammalia, Dermoptera, Cynocephalidae. Gene Ontology annotation, cellular component: caveola; cytoplasm. Gene Ontology annotation, biological process: transcription initiation at RNA polymerase I promoter; termination of RNA polymerase I transcription. The transcript is spliced from 2 exons.